Lindgomyces ingoldianus is the source of this 1183-nucleotide messenger RNA. RefSeq lists its product as uncharacterized. Bases 39 to 1094 code for a protein of 351 amino acids. The record is from RefSeq and is a predicted model, not a curated record. Gene Ontology annotation, biological process: protein peptidyl-prolyl isomerization. Lineage: Eukaryota; Fungi; Ascomycota; Dothideomycetes; Pleosporales; Lindgomycetaceae. Gene Ontology annotation, molecular function: peptidyl-prolyl cis-trans isomerase activity. The transcript has 3 exons.
UCAUGUCGAGUUUACCUCGUCCUUGCGUCUUCUUCGACAUGGCCGUCGCCGCCGCCGUUGGAUCCGACAAGCCCGUCGGAAGACUGGUGGUGGAGCUAUGGGUUGAUGAGGCGCCGAGGGCUUGUGCGAUGUUUACAGAAUUAUUGUCUACUGGCGAUGCGGGGAUGAGAAUCGUCGAAGAGUUUUUCACCUACGUUGAUCCUGGCGUUAUGAUCCGAGGACAGCAUGUUAGCGAGCAAGAAAGGAUAGUGGGGGUGAUGGUUUGCGGCAUGGAGGCUGGAGGAGGGUGUAAUGUCAGCAAGGGCAUGGUUGGUAUUCUCUGCAACGAGGAACACCCGAAUAUCAGCCAACACUUUAUAGCCCUCGGUCCUCUACCGCAUCGUCCAGGCACCACGCACACCGUCUUUGGCCGUGUAAUCUCAGACACCUCGAUGCUCGACCAGCUAGCUCUCGCAGCAGUCGACACGUCAAACUCAAGCCACCUUCUAUCGCCGAUCUUCAUAACCUCCUACGGUCUCCUCGACAUUGCACCAUCCACAACCACAGCCACCCCCCUCGAUAUCUUCGAAGAGCGCGGCCGGCAUAAACGACGCCGCAAGUCCUCUCACACCCCCACACGCAUGCGCUCACCGUCCCCAUCCCGCGGCCACUACCGCGACAGCGGCUCCCGACACCGCCGCCUGCACGACCACUACCGGAAACACCACCGACAAUCGUCCUCCUCAUCAAUCUCCAUCUCACCGCCGCUCUCAAGCCGUAAGAUCCGCCGGAGGAGUGACGCAGAGCUCGAUCAUACGCUGCGCGGACGGGCGCGCAAGCGGUCGAGAACGCGAUCUCCGAUUGUGGAGAAUGAAGAGGAGGCGCUGGAACCGAGGUCGCAUCGGAAGAGGAGCCCGCCGCCGAGUCGACAUCGGCCUGCGGGCGGGAGGGCGGAGGGGAGUGGGGUCAGGAGGCAGAGGAGUUUGCCGAAUAUAUAUAGGGAGGAGCGAAGUAAUGGAGGUGGGUUUGUGGAUGGGGAUAUGGAAGGGGUAAAGGGGGGGCCCGUUGGGUAUAAGGGGAAGGAAAAUGAGGGUAUGGGGCGUCGGGCACGGUGAAGACAGGAAGGUCGAUGAACGCUGAGUGUGUCUUUAGGAGUCGUUCGGUACCUGGCUCUGAGUGGUAGGGGCGUUUGUGGAAUUGAUAC